Molecule: messenger RNA, 961 nt
Organism: Colius striatus (speckled mousebird)
Lineage: Eukaryota; Metazoa; Chordata; Aves; Coliiformes; Coliidae
Gene: AK3
Product: adenylate kinase 3
Exons: 5
Coding region: 87-770 (227 amino acids)
Biological process (GO): nucleobase-containing compound metabolic process
Cellular component (GO): cytoplasm; mitochondrion
Molecular function (GO): AMP kinase activity; ATP binding
Source: RefSeq, a predicted model, not a curated record
UCCGCCCGGCGCCCGGUGCCGGGCAGCCCCCGCCAGUCCCCAGCCCGCCCCUUGCCGGUAGCAGAAGCAGCCGCAGCAGCAGAAGCAUGGUGGUGCGUCCGCUGCUGCGCGCCGUCAUCAUGGGGCCUCCGGGCUCUGGCAAAGGCACCGUCGCCUCUCGAAUUAUCAAACAUUUCGGGAUGAAGCACCUCUCCAGCGGCGAUAUGCUGAGGGAUAACAUGCAGAAGAAGACAGAAGUUGGAACCCUUGCCAAGUCCUACAUUGAUGAAGGGCGGCUUAUUCCAGAUGACAUCAUGACACAGCUCAUGCUGAAUGAGCUUAAACAUCUAGCUGAGUACAACUGGUUGCUGGAUGGUUUCCCCAGGACGGUUGCUCAGGCAGAAGCCCUGGAUAAAGAAUGUCAAGUAGACACUGUGAUUGACCUGGAUGUGCCAUUUGAGACCAUACAGUGCCGGCUCACAGCACGCUGGAUCCACCCUGCUAGUGGCAGAGUCUACAAUCUUGAAUUCAGUCCUCCCAAAGUGCAGGGCAUUGAUGAUAUUACUGGAGAGCCACUUGUUCAGCGUGAUGAUGAUAAGCCAGAGACCGUUACCAAGAGGCUGCAGGCUUAUGAUGUACAAACAAAACCUGUUCUAGAUUAUUACCGGAAAAAGGGGUUAUUGAAAUCUUUCUCUGGAACAGAAACCAAUAAGAUCUGGCCACAUAUCUACGCUUUCCUCCGAACCAAGCUGCCAGAUGUGAGCCAGAAAGAUGCUACCACUCCCAGGUGAAAAUAGGUCUAACUCCUACUCAUCUAUCCUAGCUCCCACUCCAUUACAUGAAAUGCAGCAAUCAAGGAUUUCUCUGAGUAGUCUAGAAAGCAGUUGGACUUCAUGAUCUUAAAGGUCUUUGCCAACCUAAAUUAUUCUAUGAUUCUAAUAAUUAAAGUCUAGUUUUGUCCACAACUUACAUUAUGAUAAAA